Messenger RNA from Didymodactylos carnosus, 2217 nucleotides. The record is from the annotation of a GenBank genome assembly. Lineage: Eukaryota; Metazoa; Rotifera; Eurotatoria; Philodinida; Philodinidae.
AUGCUUCCGUCUGAUGUCACGCAUAAACCAUCAAAAAUGUCAGUGACAGAUAUCUAUGCCAGUUUUGGUGAAAAGAGGGCGUUGUUCGCAUUAAAAAUGUCGGAUAAUGGCAGUGAUAUUAGUAAUUUAAGUUUAUCAUCGUUGGAUGAUCAAGUUGUAUUUGAAAAUGUUCGUGAUCAAUAUUUGAAAGGGCAAAAUAUUUGCUGUUAUUUCUAUUUAUUGAAAGAUGUUAAAACAAGUACAGACGAUAAAAUUGGCUUAUUUCGAGUCGGUUGUACAAAUGUGAAAGAUUCACUUGCAUUUGCAAAACCAGAAAUAUUAGCCGAAUCGAAUGGCAGUAUGUCGGGUCAAGCAAUAUUUCUUAAUGAUUCGUUACCAAAAUCUGAUGAAGAAUUUUAUCAAUUUUGUUAUAUUCUUUCGUCAACAAAUCGAUCCAUUGGGUCUUCGAUACCAUUUCAAUUAAAUUGUUUAGAUGAUGAUAUUUGUGCCUAUAAUGGAGAAGAUGAGCAAAGUGAAGGUCAUCAUCUGAAUCCUGCUGUAAAUAAACGUAGUGCCAAUGAUUUAGUUACUAUCGAUACGGUUGGUGGUGAAACAAAUGGUGGAGGAGAUGUUGAUUUUAUUGUAAUUCAAACAAAACAUAUUCUCACCGAAGAAAAACUCAAAAAUGAUUGUAAACAAUUGUUAUCGAUAAAUCGCAAAUUAGAAAAAGAAAAUGAUCAAUUAAAAAUGCAAAUGGAUCAAAUUGAAAUAAAAUCAAACGAAAUUGUUAACAAAAUGAAUCAAGAUAUUAUUGCCCGGGAGAAACAGCAUGCUUCACUUGCAAGCGAAUUGGACGGAUAUAAUCAACGUGAAAUGUCUUUAAAAGCGGAUUAUUUACAAUGUCGGGAAUUAUAUCAAACACAAAGUGAAACAGUUCAAUUGUAUCUAUCAAAACUCGCAGAAUUAGAAGUAGAUAAACAAGAAUUAGAAACAAAGAUAAAAAAGGUUCGACUUCUUUAUGAUGAUGCAAUCGAAAAAUUACAAAUGCAAACACAAACAUGCAAACAUCAACAAAUACAAAUUGGUAAGCUAAGAGUAAUGAAUGUUGACAAUUUGAAGGAGCAAAGAUGUGAUUUAAAAAUGUCCCAUGAAAAACAUUUAAUGUCGGUGCAAAAACAACUUGAUAUUGAACGCAAUAAAUUCUUACAGUUAUCAUCGAGUCAUCAAGAUUUAACAUCACGUUAUGAACUAGUCGAUGAUCAAAUGAAAGCAUUGGCAAGUACCAAUGCAAUUUUGAAAGACGAGCUAAAACAAAAGGCACACGAUAAUGAACAGUUGCAUUGUGUUUGUUUUGAAAAAAGCGAAAUGUUGGCACUGUUAGAAGAACGUUAUAAUUUAAAACAGUGUGAAACAGAAACGUUUCAACAGCAAAUGGGACAGGCAAAAAGUGAAUUAGAAUUAAUUCGUACAGAAUUAGAAGAUUUGAAAGCAAAUCAGCAGUCACACAAUGCAUUGAAAUUAUCUUAUUCGGUAGUGGAAAAACGUUGUUUAAAACAUCAGAAACAAGAGAAAGAUUAUAAAAAACAAGUCGACGUUUUACAAGAUCAUAUUCGUGAUCAACAAAAUGAAAUAAAUGAAUUACGCGAUCGUUUGCAUGAAGCUGGUUCUGAAUAUAAAACCAUUUAUCGUAAAUAUUUACAAAUGCAACGUCAUAAUAGUGGUAAUGAUAAAGACUUAUCAUCAUCAGCAUCAAUCUCUAGUCUACAAUCAAAAACGAAAAUGACUGAUCGAAGUCAAAUACCAUUAAAACAAGUGCCUGUUUUAUCAACUUCAUGUAAUAUGAAAGAUCUUGUUUGGGAUGCUGAAAAAAAACCUUUUGAACAAGGCAAUGAACAUCAAGAACAGCAAUCAUUUGUAUCCUCUCUACCACAAACAACAACAAUGUCGAAUGAAACCGGAAUUAAUGAAGAAAUGUUGGUGAACUUGUUACGCCAAAGAUAUAUUCGAAACCCAAAUAGUGAUGAAGAUCAAGCAUCAUCCUUCGCCUAUGAUAGUGAUCAAGAUUUAGAUGUUGGCUCUCCAUUAUUGCCGGAAAGUGGUAUUCAACUAAUAAAUACUGACGAAACAGCUGUGACAGAUCCUCCUGGUGAAAUUAAACAGUGUCCACUUUGCUUCAUGGAAUUUCCAUCUUUCACUUUAGAUGCAAAACGUGAACAUAUUGAAACUCAUUUCUCUUAA